GGCAGGAGGGGGCGGGGCCUCCAGGCAUUGGGGAAAUGGCGGCUGAGGGCCUAAUCGCCUCCCGGUUAGAGCGCCAGGAGCGGGAGAUCCGCUGCUUGGCGGCCGAGAUUGAGCGCCUCAAGGAGCCGGGCCUGGCCUUCAGCGCUCCGUUGGCUUCUUCCUUCUCCUCCUCCCCGGAGCUGGAAGCGCUGCGGGCCGAGAACGAGAAGCUCCGCUACCGCCUGGCCCACCUCCGGAGGAGCCUCAGCGCCGAACGCGCAUGCGCCAAAGGAAAGGCAGGCCCCCAGCCAGAAAAGGAGCUAAGUUUCAUCAAAGAUCGGUUGAAGCUGUAUGAAACUUUGAAGAAGGAGCACGAUGCACUCCUUGCUUCCAGAGCAUCCACCCAAAGCAGACUGAUCAAAAUCACUCUGGCUGAUGGGAAGCAAGUCGAAGGGGAAUCCUGGAAAACAACACCAUAUCAAAUAGCAUUAGGAAUCAGCCGAGGACUUGCUGAUAACACUGUCAUUGCCAAAGUGAAUGGAGAAUUAUGGGAUCUAGACCGGCCAAUGGAAGGAGAUGCCAUUCUGGAGCUGCUUCCCUUUGAUAGUGAAGAAGCUCAAGCAGUUUAUUGGCAUUCUAGUGCUCACAUCCUUGGAGAAGCCAUGGAAAACUAUUACGGUGGAUGCUUGUGCUAUGGACCUCCCAUUGAGAAUGGUUUUUAUUAUGAUAUGCACAUGGAAAACAGAUGUGUAUCUAGCACAGAAUUUCCAACUCUGGAGAAUAUAUGUAAAAACAUCAUAAAGGAGAAGCAGGUUUUUGAGAGGCUAGAAGUCCGCAAGGAGGUCCUGCUGGAUAUGUUUAAAUACAACACAUUCAAAUGUCGAAUCCUGAAUGAGAAAGUUGACACGCCAACAACAACAGUGUAUAGAUGUGGUCCGUUGAUCGACUUAUGCAGAGGCCCUCAUGUGAGACACACAGGGAAAAUCAAAGCCUUAAAGAUUUUUAAGAAUUCAUCCACCUAUUGGGAGGGCAAAGCCGACAUGGAAACACUGCAGAGAAUUUACGGCAUAUCUUUCCCAGACAACAAAAUGAUGAAGGAGUGGGAAAAAUUCCAGGAGGAGGCAAAAAACCGGGAUCACAGAAAAAUUGGAAAGGAACAAGAGCUCUUCUUCUUUCAUGAACUGAGUCCUGGAAGCUGUUUCUUUCUCCCCAGAGGUGCUUUUAUCUAUAAUACACUCAUCAAAUUUAUCAAAGAAGAAUAUAACCGGCGUAACUUCACAGAAGUUGUGUCUCCAAAUGUCUAUAACAUUAAGCUCUGGGAAACAUCUGGUCAUUGGCAGCACUACAAUGAAAAUAUGUUUUCUUUCGAGGCAGAGAAAGAAACGUUUGCCCUGAAACCAAUGAACUGUCCUGGACACUGCCUGAUGUUUGCCCAUCGCCCUCGUUCCUGGAGGGAGCUGCCUUUAAGACUUGCUGACUUUGGGGUUCUUCACCGGAAUGAACUUUCAGGGACUCUGAGUGGUUUGACUCGGGUUCGCCGCUUCCAGCAGGAUGAUGCCCAUAUUUUUUGCACAAUGGAGCAGAUCGAAGAGGAGAUGAAAGGCUGCCUGGACUUCUUACAGUCUGUAUAUGCUGUGUUUGGUUUUACUUUUCAACUAUAUCUUUCCACAAGACCAGAUAACUUCUUAGGGGAGAAGGAAGUUUGGGAUCAGGCAGAGAAGCAACUUCAAAACAGCCUAGAUGAUUUUGGGGAGCCUUGGAAGCUAAAUCCUGGAGAUGGAGCAUUUUAUGGUCCCAAGAUUGAUAUUAACAUCAGGGAUGCCAUUGGGCGCUACCAUCAGUGUGCUACGAUCCAGCUUGACUUCCAGCUGCCCCUCAGGUUUAAUCUCACAUAUGUAGGGAAAGACAGAGAUGACAAGAAAAGGCCUGUUAUAAUCCAUAGAGCUAUUCUGGGGUCGGUGGAGCGAAUGAUCGCUAUUCUGGCAGAAAACUAUGGUGGAAAAUGGCCUUUCUGGCUCUCUCCCCGGCAGGUGAUGGUAGUUCCUGUUGGCCCAGCCUGCGAAGAAUAUGCUCAGCAGGUGUGCAGUGACUUCUUUGAGGCUGGAUUCAUGGCGGACGUUGAUCUAGAUCAGAGCUGCACUUUGAAUAAGAAGAUAAGAAAUGCUCAGCUGGCUCAGUAUAAUUUUAUUUUUGUGGUUGGAGAAAAGGAGAAAGCCGACCGCACGGUGAAUGUGCGCACGAGGGACAACAAGAUCCACGGGGAAGUUUCCGUCACGUCCGCCAUCGCAAAACUGAAGACGUUGAAGGCUCUGCACACUUUACACGCAGAAGAAGAAUUCUAGUCCUUACUCGUCUGUCUGAAACAUUUCUAUGUGGAAAUAAAUCCCACUCUUGUUUUUUAGCAAAUUGGCUUCUGUACUCCGCAAUUCAAUCUAGGAGAAUGUUAUUUAUACAUGCCAUUGCUGCUAUUGACUAAUAAGGAGAGCAAGGAACCCUUGAAAUAGAAUAUUUAUGGUCAUGUAGACAAAAGUAUUUCGAUCCUGUUUGAGCCAUUGUACUUUAAGAUAGAGACUUUAAUGUUUUCAAUGCCUUGCCACCAGGUUUGGUUGCUGAAUGAGCCCAGCAUCCAGCCAAAUCCUUUGCCUUUCAGUUAAUGUCAAAUUCUAUACCAUUCGGGGAUCUGUAGGCAGAUUCUCUUGGAGGCUUUUCAAUGGAUCUUUGAAGUGUGACAUGUAUGUUUUGCCUCUCCUUUUUGGUCCAAUAAAAUAUCCACAAUCA
Molecule: messenger RNA, 2757 nt
Organism: Anolis carolinensis (green anole)
Lineage: Eukaryota; Metazoa; Chordata; Lepidosauria; Squamata; Anolidae
Gene: tars3
Product: threonyl-tRNA synthetase 3
Exons: 18
Coding region: 36-2321 (761 amino acids)
Biological process (GO): threonyl-tRNA aminoacylation
Cellular component (GO): cytoplasm
Molecular function (GO): threonine-tRNA ligase activity; ATP binding
Source: RefSeq, a predicted model, not a curated record